CGAUGAGACGGUUACACACGAGCGGUACAGGCAGGCGCGCGAUCUCUACGUCAAAGCCAUGGAGUUGGCGGGUAAUUUGGUGGAUCACAAAGAGAAAGAAGAUUGGCUCUUUGGUAUUGGACUAGCCAACUUUAAAAUGUUCAGCAUCCCGGCGACCAUGUCGGCUGAGGCAAGGAAGGCAGCGUUGGACUUAGCUGUCAAAAACUUCCAAGCCAUACUGACCAGCGCACAAGCGGAUAACGCAAUGAAGUGCGAUGCAUGGUUUGAGUUAGCCCGGACUGUCGAUAAAGCACACAAGUUGCGGCCAAAAAUAACGGUCGAAAAUCUAACUCAACAGGCAUGUCUGGAUAAGGCACUUGAGGUGUCCCCAGAUAAUUCCAUGGAGGCGCGCAUUCUAGCUCGUAAAGCGUCUAUUUGUUAUUAUGCUUACCCCAGAAAUGGCUUUCAAGAGGCCAUACAUUUGCUAAAAAGGUCCAUCGAACUCGACAGUUCCAAGAUCAAUUUUUCUGCCUACUCCAAGCGGGCAAAUAUCUACGUAAAUGAGUACAAAAGCAGCCAUAACGUUGAUCUCCUGCAUAGUGCGCGAGCUGACCUUGAGCACAUCUUGAAGGAACAUGUUUCUCCAUUGGAUUUUGAAAUGCUGGCAAAGGUGUAUUUCUAUUUGGCAAAAAGCACCACCCAAGAAGAAGAAUCCAAGGCAUACAUCCGGAAGGCUCUCCAGAACUGCACGAACGGCGAGGAAUGUCACGACGGCAAAAAUAUAGUCAGCCUCCAAAAGCUCCGAGAACAAAUUCAGAGUUUCGACGGGCACCGGGGCUGCUACGGAGAGCACCGCUGGGGACAGCGCAGCUGGUACCGUCAACCUCGCACCACUCAUCACUGCAUGCAGUCGGCCGGCCGGGGAGCGACACACUCCGGCCAUAGCCCAACCAGCGCCCGCCCAAGCGGUGGAUGUCCCGGAGGGCAGUUUUAGCGGGGAUCCAGCUGCGCCCGGCGGAGGCCCUUCAAGUGGUGAACCGUUUCCGUGCACUAGCACCGAAGGCGGACAUACCAAUGACGCCGAUCGCCAAUCUUCUCCAAGUGUAAUACAAGGUGAGAUCAACCGCCUAUUACUAGCUGCAUCGGCAUCAAAUACUCAUAAGACAUAUCAGACUGGCUGACGGGCGUUUUGUUCAUUUCGAUGCCAACAAAUUGAUGCCUGUUCUCCGUCCUCGCCUGCUGAUG
Messenger RNA from Acanthaster planci (crown-of-thorns starfish), 1224 nucleotides. RefSeq lists its product as uncharacterized. The record is from RefSeq and is a predicted model, not a curated record. NCBI's taxonomy places the organism in Eukaryota, Metazoa, Echinodermata, Asteroidea, Valvatida, Acanthasteridae.